AUGAGGUCAGGUGAUCAAAUUGAACCUCCAAAUUAUGAAGAUAUUCAGGAAAUUGAUGGCGACCAGUUUGCCAACGGUACUGGCAACAAGAGAGGUGUCUCACAACGAGGAAAAGCAUUCUUGCCUCCAGAGGACAGAGUUAUAGUGUCUGGCUGGCUGAACAUUUCUACGGAUGCAGCCACAGGUUCAUCUCAGACGAGCAAUGCCUUCUAUGCAAGGCUGCAUCGUUAUUUUGUUCAAAAUUGUGAGACGGGUAGCAGUAGAACCCAACUGUCUAUUCAGAACCGAUGGACAACUAUACGAAAGGAAGUCAGCAAAUUCCAAGCUAUCCACUCGGCUAUUGUUAGAAGGAAUGAAAGUGGCAAGAAUGACUAUGAUAAGAUAAAAGAUGCUAUCAAAGUUUAUGAGCAGAAAAAACCUUGGCAUUUCGCGCAUUGUUGGGAGAUUUUGCGGGAUGAACCAAAAUGGAAUGAUUAUAUGUUGGAGUGUAGCAAGCCUAAGCAAACAGAGAAGGAUAACCAGGCAAUUCAACCCUUGGACACUCCCCCUGCACCAAUACCUACUGCUGGUGCACCUAUUGAACGACCAGAAGGGCGUGACAGCGUGAAGAAACGUCGAACAUUAGUAGAAGAGUCCUCAUCUAGUGUUGCCGUAGAGAUGUUAGAGAAGAUACAUGUGAGAGGUCAGCAGAUGGAUGAAUUGGAAGCAAAACAGAAGGAGGAGUUGAUUGAUAUCGAACGAGCCAAGUUUGAUCUGCAGCAGAAAGCAUUGUUCGCGAAGAUUGAGUAG
Messenger RNA from Panicum hallii, 789 nucleotides. Its product is annotated as glutathione S-transferase T2-like. Bases 1 to 789 code for a protein of 262 amino acids. NCBI's taxonomy places the organism in Eukaryota, Viridiplantae, Streptophyta, Magnoliopsida, Poales, Poaceae. The transcript is spliced from 3 exons. The record is from RefSeq and is a predicted model, not a curated record.